UAACGCAUCGUUUCGGUUGUGUCGCGCGCUCGAUCCGCGCGUUUCACUCACGCACGCGUCGCGGGAUAUGUACAUCGUUGUCGUCGUCAUUAUUCUCAUCAUCAAACCGUGUCGCCUGCGAUCACGAGUGUGCGUCGUCUUUGAAUCGGAAACACGCGUGCGAUCGUCAUCCUCGAAUCCUUCCGAUUGCGAUUGCGUGAUCACAAGUGCGUUUUCGAAGAUACGCGCCCUAAUCGACGACGCAUUUUUAAAAAUACGCGCUCUUCAUCAAAGCUCAAUUGUGAAACGAUCGCAUCGCAGUGAGAAAGCAUCGUUUUCAAGAGAAAUUCCAUCAUUAGGACGAGCGAGACGUCUUGUCUUGUCUUGGAAAGAGGUGUCGUCCAGAGAGGUGCGGAGUACGUCGAUCGUCAAUUAUCGAACGAAUUGUCAAGUUGAUUAUCGAUACUUAGAAGUCGGUCGAGCACGAAAUCCGCACUCAAAAAAAAUUCCCGUCGAUCCUUGUGCUCGACACGUCGGAUGGACCCCGACCGCGAGGAAGCGCAAGCCGGUACGUUCAGCAUCCCUUCGGAAAGUGUACGCGCGCGUCGCGUGGCGCGUCGCGACGUCGAGUUUGCGCGACGCGGCGCGGCGCGUCGACGACCGCACUGCUGACGACCGCCGCCGUUGAGAUCGCCGAGGUGCGAAACGAGCAGCCUUCGUUUGCGGACGAGGAAUAUCUUGACGAGGCUCGUUAUGGAUUUCCAUCCGAUGGGGGCACUAUGCAGACCGAAGAAGUCGUGCCGCAUGCACAAUCUGUUGAUAUAGACAGUGAUCUCAUUAACAGCGCUAGUUUGCAAUAUCAUUUGCAUCAUUCGGCACAUUUACAUUGUCCAUUAUCGCCCCUGAUUCACAUGGCUGUCAAACAGGAACCUCAGGAGGAGGAAGAGCGAAGUCGCGAUGUUAGCACGUUGAGCCCGCAAGUGGACAUAAGCAACGUGGCGAGUUUAAUGGACAACAAGCAGCACGAGCAGCAAAUUGGUAAUCAAGUUCAAGAAGAAAAUCCAACAUUAACCGUUCCAGACACCAAUAACCGAGGGCGACCUAGUCGUGGCCGCAGGAAAUCACGAUGGAAGCUCAAAUUCCAUCAUCAAGCAUUACCACCGGAAUAUUUGGAUCAUUACGAGGCAUCAUUAGCUCAGGAAAAUUUGAAUUUGUCGCCACCACGCCUCAUUGAACCAGCAGCAGCUAGUCCAGUACCGACGAGCACGACCUCCACUCCAAGUCCUGUCACUGAUGUCCAUGGUUGGUUGCAACGGAUCGCGGCGAUGCAACAGGAGCUUUGCCCGCAGAUCAUAUCGCCUCAAUGUUCAACAACUCUCGGUCAUAAUCAAAUCGUCGGUAGUAGGAAAUCUGUCAUUACAUCUGUAUCUUCACAGGCCUGCAAUACGUCUUAUUCCAACCAUCAUAUCCAACAGACGCAGUCGCAGACGUCUAGCAGGCCCCCGAUGAAAUAUUCUGAUCUACCGUACAUGGGUGAAAUCACUCUCGAUAACAGCAAACCUAGACGUGGUCGGAAACCGAAGAAGGCCGAUAUAUGUCACUUGAUCUACAAAAAUUAUGGCACGAUAUUGCCAGGCACGCCUGGUCACGAGGAAAGAAGAUUUUCGCCUCAGGAUAAACAAGAUUCUCAAGAGCAAGUGCCGCCUCAAAUAUCUUUCCAAAAGACAGAUGUCCAGAACAGGAUCAGCAGUUUGUUGGAAAAACGAUUGACUCAGGAGACUCGACGGAACUUGGCAUUAUCUGAAAACUCGCGGGAGCAGGAUGAGCCAUUAAAUCUUUGCAUUAGAGAUCUUAACCAGUUGAAGAUUAGACUGCUGCGAAAACACGGGAAUGUAUAUGAAUCUGGUCAGGUGAAGAGCGAGACGUCUAGCGAUGGUGAAGAAGUAGAAUGUCUAGGAACGAGCUUUCUAUCAGAAUCGCUCAAUUAUUCAGACUCAACUGAUCAUCGAUCGAAUAAUAGUAUUGUCAAUCAUAAUAACAAUGUAAUCGAUCCUAUGAUUGGUCACAAUUCCGGCUUCGUAUAUUGGCCGAACGCAGGAGUAUUUAUUCAUCCCAUGGCGUUGCAGUCACAGUUACUAUAUUAUCAAAAAGUCGCUCAAGACAAAUGUCCACCGUUGGCAUUAGAUCCACCGCCAAGGGAACAAAAGAUCGUGCCAAAAUCAAUAUAUUCAAUGAUGGAGACGAAGAAUGUGGCUCAAAUAUCGGCGUUGCCUACAAUUCAAGCAGUGUCGGCUGCUACGUCCACUUCGCCUAGACCGAAGAGGAAUGUCCCUUUAGGGCAUCAGCAACAGAGUCAACCGACCAAACGAAAACGGUCUGCCAUAUUUAUACCCCCGAUGCCAACUGAGAACAACAAUAAUCCAGCGACAGAAGUAAGCAUAUGUAAGUUUAAAUUUACUGGUGGUGCUAAACCCAGUUUGCAAGAAAAGAAGAGUCUUUCUGUGGACUCAGGCGGCAAUUUCCGUUAUUAUAGUGGUACUGGUGAUAAGAGCAUGCGCGGUUAUGAAUUCUUUCCUAGAGAGGCUCUUCAGCAACCGGCGGGCCAAUCUGAGACUACUUCCGCUGCUGGGGCCUUUCUUAAUGCUGCUGGUGAAAGACUUCAACUGCCGACCGUGUGUCAGAGGAGCCCGAUCAGUCAGGAUGACGGUCGACGAAAAAGGAAAACCAGAAAAUCUUUGCAGCGCGAAAAAUUAGAACAGACUUUUAAGGAAAAAGGUUUUCUUAUUCAGACGCAACAAUUGCAAUCCGCAGAGGGUGCUACCUAUUGUAAAUUUCGACAACUCAGAAAGUUUACGAGAUAUCUGUUCAGAAGCUGGAAAGACUAUCUGCCUGGAAAUGUGCGCGAACUAAGUGGCUGUGGUAGUGGAACUGCUGUUACAAUAGAUAAUGACGUAGCUGACGUUGAAAUCAACAGUGAUGCCGCUCUCGUUCAUACGCCACUUCCGCGGAGCAAUCUAUUGGAUGUACCGAAUAACUUCGUAGAGGAUCAUCGGACUCUACCACUCACGUGAGGUUCAAUAUUUGCGAGCGAAAGUCAUGAUACGAUGCAAUUAAUGUUGCUCUUUGUCGUUGAAUUUUUUUUGAAAAUUUUUUGUUUCUAAUAAGUUUAACAAAAACUUUUAAGUAAA
This is a messenger RNA of Pogonomyrmex barbatus (red harvester ant), 3167 nucleotides long. RefSeq lists its product as uncharacterized. The record is from RefSeq and is a predicted model, not a curated record. Lineage: Eukaryota; Metazoa; Arthropoda; Insecta; Hymenoptera; Formicidae.